AUGUACAAGACCCCAUCUUCUAAGCACCCACCUGCCGCUGCAGCGGCUACCGCGAAGAGAAAGGUCGUGGAUCGAGGGAAGCAAGCCAGGGAGAGAGCUGCCAAACGCACUUUAGGCGGCAACAUCUGUAACGCGUUCGCGAUUGGCAGCGGACAACCGGUUGAGCGGACUCGCGGUGGAGUGAAAGAGCUCAUAUCCGGUAUCAGCUUCUCACCUCCGGCUCCGGAGUCCCGACGACCUUGCCCUCACUGUCCCAUGACCUGCGUGAACGAGCAAGGCCUUGGGAUCCACGUGAGAACGCAGCAUAGCAGUGCAAACAUGUCCAACGGCGCGCAGCUGCGGCGCCUGCUACGGAAGGACCUCGAAAGGAGUGUCUUGUCGUGGGAAGCAGCCGGGCCAGGGCGUUGUUGGCUCGUGAAGGUCGAUGAUGCGACGGGGGCGGCUUCGUUUGUCCUCCAGCGGAAGCGCUUUCUCGAUCUCGACUUGGAUAGCGACGGCUUUAUGGACCGCAAACCCAAGGAAACUCGUGGAGCUCCCAAGAGCAGGCGAUACGACUUCAGGUUCAAAGCUCAUGCUGUAAACCAGAUGGCGAUACGACUGUUUCGCAAUCUCCUGCAAGAGCCGGUGCGGUACAGGGCGCCCGACGAAUCGGACGUGUCGGCGAUUACGACGGUCGUGGAGAGAGAGUCGAGAGUUCCCAAGUGCGGUCAAUUGCAGCCCUGGGAGCGUUGGAAUGUGGAUCACGUGCCUUUGGCAUUCGUAAACGGGCUGAUCGACACGUGGGACAAGAGAGGUGCGUUGCGGGUAGCAAUCUCGCAGCCCUUUCCUGGCCUAGAGCAAAGGCAGUGCACCAUGCAAAUCAUCUUUGGUCCGGCGGUGAAGAAAGCCGCGUACCACGAGGACGUGGACGUGCUUUUCCAGGAGAAUGCGUGGGCCGACCAAAAAUUCUGCAUAGACUGGGCGAAGAGGUCCUACCGCGAAGGCCUGAUGAGCAGGGGGGGUGAGCUCCCCAAGGCGAGGUCCAUUCUUAUCAUGGACUAUUUGAACGCGCAGACGACGGACGAGGUGCAACCAGUUGGUGCAGGAGCCGAGCGAUUUCUCAAGGAGGGUCUGGACAAGCCGUACACCUUCGCAAACGAUGAAGACAAUAGUGAAGACGAACAAGGUUCGGAGAACGGCAGCGAUGAGCCUGAGGGGCGGGGGGAGGAGGACGAUGGAGGACGUGAGACGGUCGUGGAGGGCGCUAACUCCAGCGUUGAAGACGACGGCGAAGGACACUCGCCUCUGUACGGCUACUGUGUACAGGUGGAGCUAGACCAGAGUACGCGCAAGACGAAGUUGCCCUUAGACAAGUACAGCGGAGAUCCGGAUGCGGCUGUAGGCUCCUAG
This is a messenger RNA of Ectocarpus sp. CCAP 1310/34, 1389 nucleotides long. The record is from the annotation of a GenBank genome assembly. NCBI's taxonomy places the organism in Eukaryota, Phaeophyceae, Ectocarpales, Ectocarpaceae.